Molecule: messenger RNA, 984 nt
Organism: Strigops habroptila (Kakapo)
Lineage: Eukaryota; Metazoa; Chordata; Aves; Psittaciformes; Psittacidae
Gene: ASB11
Product: ankyrin repeat and SOCS box containing 11
Exons: 7
Coding region: 16-984 (322 amino acids)
Biological process (GO): intracellular signal transduction; positive regulation of protein catabolic process; protein ubiquitination
Molecular function (GO): protein binding
Source: RefSeq, a predicted model, not a curated record
AAAGAGCAAACCAAAAUGGAGGGCACUUCUAUACUCCAUACUUUCACUAACAUUUAUUUUGCCAUCUUUGCUUUGUUUUGCUUCAAGCUUUUAAUUAAGAUUUCCUUGGCUUUGCUGACCCAUUUCUAUAUUGUUAAAGGCAACAGAAAAGAGGCUGCCAGGAUAGCAGAAGAGAUCUAUGGAAUAGUUCCAGGCAGCUGGGCCGACCGAUCCCCUCUUCAUGACGCUGCCUUCCAAGGACGCCUCCUGUCUUUGAAAACCUUGAUUGCACAGGGUUUCAAUGUGAACCUGCUGACAUCCGACCGUGUAUCGGCUCUUCAUGAGGCCUGCCUGGGCGGCCACGUUGCCUGUGCGAAGGUGCUGCUGGAGAAUGGCGCUCAGGUCAAUGCAGUCACCAUCGAUGGGAUCACUCCUCUGUUUAAUGCUUGCUGCAGUGGCAGCGUGGCCUGUGUCAACAUGCUGCUAGAAUUUGGAGCCAAGCCACAGCUCAGGAACCACCUUCCUUCACCCAUUCAUGAAGCGGUCAAAAGAGGUCACAGGGAGUGCAUGGAGAUCCUUCUGGCCCAUGAAGUUGACAUUGACCAAGAAGACCUGCAGCACGGGACCCCCCUCUAUGUGGCUUGCGCAUACCAGAGGACAGACUGCGUCAAGAAGCUUUUGGAGCUAGGAGCCAACGUUAACAUGGGGAAGCGAUUAGACACCCCUCUCCAUGCAGCAGCAAGGAAAUCCAACGUGGAAGUAGUAGUCUUGCUGACAGAUUAUGGUGCUAACCCAAAAUGCAGAAAUGCCGAACUCAAAUGUGCCCUGGAUCUUGCUGUACCCAACAGUAAAGUGGAGCAGGCACUUUUGCUUCGGGAAGGUCCUGCAAGCCUUGCCCAGCUGUGCCGGUUGUGUAUCAGAAAACAUCUGGGUCGGUCGUGUCUAUAUGCAGUCCGCAAGCUGCACCUGCCUGAGCCACUUGAGAACUUUCUCCUUUAUCGAUAA